AUGGCGAAUCGUACAGUGAAAGAUGCACAUUCGGUAAAAGGAACAAAUCCUCAAUAUUUAGUGGAAAAAAUUAUCAGAACAAGAAUUUACGAGUGUAGAUAUUGGAAAGAAGAAUGUUUUGCGUUGACAGCUGCCUUAUUGGUUGACAAGGCCAUGGAACUCAAGUUCAUUGGUGGUGUGUAUGGAGGUAAUGUGAAACCAUCUCCAUUUCUCUGUCUCGUCCUCAAAAUGCUGCAGAUCCAGCCAGAGAAAGACAUUGUUGUGGAAUUCCUCAGAAACGAGAAUUUCAAGUAUGUACGAGCACUAGGAGCCUAUUACAUGCGAUUAACAGGAUCCUCCUUGGACUGUUAUAAAUACUUAGAGCCCCUGUAUUAUGACUACAGAAAGCUAAAACGUCAGAACAGGGAUGGUGGUUUUGAGCUUAUACAUAUGGAUGAAUUCAUAGAUGAAUUACUCAGAGAAGAGCGUGUAUGUGACAUCAUCUUACCUAGAAUUCAGAAGCGGUCAGUGAUGGAGGAGAGCAACACACUGGACCCACGUGUCAGUGCACUUGAGGAGGACCUCGAGAACAUGGACACUUCAGAUGAUGAAGAAGUUAUGCAUGAGAGGAGUCCAUCACCAGAGCGAAGGCGAGGAGGCUACAAAGACAUAGACAAACCCAACAGAAGUCCAUCACCUCGAUAUGCUCGCAGUCCCUCACCUCAUAGCAGAUCAAACCGGAAGCGUUCCCGUGAGAGAGAUCGUGACAGAGACAAACGCCACAGAUCUCCAGAGAAAUCAAGGCAUCGAGAUGACGAUGAUGAUAGGAGAAGAAAACACAAAAAACACAAACAUGACCAUAAAGAUCAUAAAGACCGAAGUGAUCGCCAUCACAAACACUCGGACGACAGUGACCGUCAUCACAAACAUUCAGAUGAUCGUGAUCGUGACCGUGACCGUGACCGUGACCGUGAUCGCCACAGACACAGAGAUCGACGGGACAAACGUGAUGGAGGCCUAUCACAGAAAGAACUGGAAAUUAAGGAAGCAAAUGAACAGAGGGCUAAACUUGGCCUACCUCCAUUAAAGUAGUCUUUUCUUGGGACAUUAACAGAGACUGAAGGUUGCUUGUCUCUAAUAAAUUAGAACUUCAGUGGGUAUACAUGAAAAGAAAGCCAAACUUAUAAGUGUCUGUUUUACAGGAAGACUUUAGUGGGGCUUUGAAAUAAACAGAGGGCCAAACUUUUUCCUUGUGUCUGAAAUGUGACGUUAAACUGGUGAAUAGUCAGAGAGGGUCUUCUUUGGCUCGGUCUAGUUUGUCUUGGUUUAGUUUGGAUCAGGUUUGGACUGGAUCUGUUAAGUUUGGAUCAAGUCUAGUUUAGGUCAGGUCCUGUUUGGAUUUGGCUUGUUUGGAUAAGGUCCUAUUUGAAUUCAGUCCUAUUUGAAAUAUGUGCCAGCAGGAAGAUAUGGUUAUAUAAUAAACAUUUUAACAACAUGA
Ylistrum balloti is the source of this 1477-nucleotide messenger RNA. RefSeq names its product pre-mRNA-splicing factor 38A-like. Gene Ontology annotation, cellular component: precatalytic spliceosome. Lineage: Eukaryota; Metazoa; Mollusca; Bivalvia; Pectinida; Pectinidae. The coding region runs from base 1 to 1071 and encodes 356 amino acids. The transcript is spliced from 9 exons. The record is from RefSeq and is a predicted model, not a curated record.